AAUAAAAAAUAGGACUGUAACACGAGGAGCAUCCAAAGAUUGUUUGCAAUAUUAAUUUUCCUGGCUCACGUUGAUCGAGAGAAAGUAGAGGAAUAGAAAAAGGAUUUAUCCAAUGUAUAUAAAGAGAAAUGAAACCCGAAAGCAUAAUGAAUCGAUCAUUUUCCAUUAAAGAUCCAUAACCAUGGGGUCCUGUGAGAUCAAAGGUGAAGCUGAAAUGCUGAAGGCUAUUUUUCUUCCAUUCAUCUCAACCAGUCACCUAAUUCCGGUGGUGGACAUGGCGAGGCUCUUCGCCACACACGGCGUGGAUGUGACGAUAAUCACCACACCAGCAAACGCUUCCGUCUUCCAAAGCUCCAUCGACCGUGAUUCUAGCCGUGGCCGCCCCAUUCGAACCCAUGUGGUAAAGUUCCCGCAAGUCCCUGGUUUGCCAGAAGGUGUUGAAACCAUCAACGCCGACACUCCUCCACUCUUGACGAUGAAAAUCAGCGAGGGACUGUCCAUUCUCCAAGGCCAGUACCAGGAACUCUUCCGUGUUAUGAAACCUGAUUUCAUUGUCACCGACAUGUUCUACCCAUGGAGCGCCGAUGCAGCCGCUGAACUUGGAAUUCCAAGGCUCGUUUAUGUCGGGGCCUGUUACUUUUCUCACUGUGCAAUGAACUGCGUUGAACAGUUUGCUCCUCACGCCAAGGUAGAUUCUGAUGGUGAGAGUUUUGAGCUUCCUGGGUUGCCCCACAAGUUGGAGAUGACACGCUCGCAGUUACCGGAUUGGCUUAGAGCACCAAAGCCCUAUACCUAUUUAAAGAAGAUGAUUAAAGAAUCAGAGAAAAAGAGCUACGGGUCACUGUUCAAGAGCUUUUACGAGUUUGAGGGAGCUUACGAGGAGCAUUACAAGAGGGUCAUGGGUACUAAGAGUUGGAGUAUAGGACCAGUUUCGUUGUGGGUGAACGAAGAUGAGUUGGACAAGGCUGGUAGAGGGCAUGCAAAAGAAGGAGAAGGAAAAAGAACAGACGAAGAGUUGAUGAGAUGGCUUGAUUCGAAGAAAGAGAACUGUGUUUUGUAUGUGAGUUUUGGGAGCAUGAACAAGUUCCCUACUGCACAGCUUGUUGAAAUAGCCCACGCACUUGAAGAUUGUGGACAUGAUUUCAUAUGGGUGGUUAGGAAAAACGACGAUGAUGGGGAUAGGGGUUUCCUGGAGGAAUUUGAAAAGAGGGUGCAAGAAAGCAACAACGGGUAUCUGAUAUGGGGUUGGGCACCACAGCUUGCUAUACUAGACCAUCCUGCUACUGGGGCAGUGGUGACUCACUGUGGGAUGAACACUGUGUUUGAAAGUGUGAUUGCAGGAUUGCCAUUGGUGGCUUGGCCUAUAUUUUCGGAGCAGUUUUUCAAUGAGAAGUUGGUGGUGGAUGUGUUGAAAAUUGGAGUUUCGGUUGGAGCAAAAGAAUGGCGAAACUUGAAUGAUUUUGGGAGUGAAACAGUGAAGAGGGAGGAGAUUCGAAAAGCAGUUGUUUUGGUGAUGGGUGGAGAAGAGUGUGUAGAAAUGAGGAAGAGAGUGAAAGUGUUGAGUGAUGAAGCAAAGAAAGCGAUUCAGAGUGGUGGCACUUCUCAUAACAAUUUGAAAGAGCUUAUUGAAGAGCUCAAAUCAGUCAAACUUCAAAAGGGUAUAUAAUACCACUCAAAAGCUUCAAAAGCCGUGUGGAAGAUGUUAGAUCGUGAUAGUUAUCAGCUUUUAUUUAUUGUUAAUGUAUCGUUAGUGCUGUUACCAUCUAUGAUCAGCUUGCGAGAAUAAUAUGCUUAGUUUUUCACUUUUGACUAAUCUAUGUUUACUUUGGCAUUAUUUGGUGAGGUCUUGUUGAAUAUAAUCAGCAGCUUUGGUUUGUUAA
Messenger RNA from Vigna angularis (adzuki bean), 1880 nucleotides. Its product is annotated as soyasapogenol B glucuronide galactosyltransferase. Lineage: Eukaryota; Viridiplantae; Streptophyta; Magnoliopsida; Fabales; Fabaceae. The transcript is spliced from 2 exons. The record is from RefSeq and is a predicted model, not a curated record. Gene Ontology annotation, molecular function: UDP-glycosyltransferase activity. The coding region runs from base 182 to 1666 and encodes 494 amino acids.